GUCCAGAAUGCAAGGGACACGGCCCACUUCAGCAUGUCAACCAUUAUUGGAUCUCCUGGGAAGGCCGAUACCAUGAAGAAAUGGCGUCAGUGCAACAGGGCGACAUGCUGAUGGGCUACAAGGGCAGCGCCAAGCUCAAGGGCAAGGUGUGCAUCGUCACAGGCGCGGACCGGGGUGCGGGCCGCUACGCCGCCGCCCAUUUCGCGCGGGAGGGCGCGGCGGCGGUGGUGGUGGUGGGCCCGGCCGGGUCGGGGCGGCAGGCGGGCGCGGAGGACACCAAGGCUCUGGUCAUCAAGGAGGGCACCGCCUGCCUGGUCCUGACGGGUGACGUGGGUGACAGCGCCUUCUGCAAUUCAGUGGUGGAGGCAGCGAUCAAGGAGUACGGCCGUAUCGAUGUGCUGGUCAACAACGCUGCCGAGCCCUGCCCGGUGACUGACAUCACCCAGAUGGACCCAGAGGCCAUGCGGAAGGCAUUCAAGACAAACAUCUACUCCCAGAUCUACAUGUGCCGCGCCGCCUGGCCGCACCUGAAGCGCGGCUCCUCCAUCAUCAACGCAUCCAGCCUGCCCACCGCCAGUGCGGGCGGCGACUCCCUGCUGCUGGACGGCGCCGCCACCGCCGGCGCCGUCACCUCCUUCAGCCGGGCGCUGCACAUGAGCGCGGUCAGCAGCGGCAUCCGUGUAAACGCCGUGACUCCCGGCCCCGUGCUGACGCCCGUGGGCGCUGCCCCAGCCGCCGCCGGCGCCAAGCAAGAGGUGGACAGCGAGGCCGCCGCCGUGUCGAGCGGCCCCUGCUACGUGUUCCUGGCGGGAGAGGACUCCUCGUACAUCAGCGGCCAGGUGCUGCACACCGCAGGCGGCGGCCACGUGGGUGGCGGCGUGGCCGGAGGCCGCAUGAUGAUGAGCGUGGGCGCCUGAGGAUGCCGCCAUCGCUGAUGAGCGAGGAUGUUGAUGACCCUUCUCCCCGCCGGCUUUGCUCCGCGUGCUCGCGCUUCCAUGAAGCGGCGCCGGCGGCUGUUUGUGUGCCUGAAUCGGUGAGGGGCAUGCAGUGCCACUGAUGUCGAGAUAUGCUAGAUUAGCCACAGUGAUGUUCAUAUUGCUGUGGCCAGAGGGUUGAUUGAUUGGUGGGCGCACUGGGCCCGAUCUAAGUGCAAUUGCCUUGAGUUGCCUGCGUUUAUUGCUGCAGCAAUAAGUAAAGCGUUGCAUGGAAGUUCACAUCAAUCGGUUAGGCGCGUGUGGCGGGCCACGGGCGAAUUGCGCUGCUACACGUAUAGUUGCAGGGGCGCCGGCCGCACCGUAGCAAGGUCGGGGGGUGUUGUACUGUUUCUGACGUGUUACUGAGCAUGCGUUAAUGUAACACGUGUUACUGUUUGUAACAGCACCACCGU
Chlamydomonas reinhardtii is the source of this 1387-nucleotide messenger RNA. RefSeq lists its product as uncharacterized. The record is from RefSeq and is a predicted model, not a curated record. The transcript is spliced from 12 exons. Lineage: Eukaryota; Viridiplantae; Chlorophyta; Chlorophyceae; Chlamydomonadales; Chlamydomonadaceae. Bases 81 to 917 code for a protein of 278 amino acids.